This is a messenger RNA of Patiria miniata (bat star), 1866 nucleotides long. RefSeq lists its product as uncharacterized. The record is from RefSeq and is a predicted model, not a curated record. The transcript is spliced from 2 exons. NCBI's taxonomy places the organism in Eukaryota, Metazoa, Echinodermata, Asteroidea, Valvatida, Asterinidae. The coding region runs from base 361 to 1866 and encodes 501 amino acids.
GUGAUAUGUCUUUGUUGUUUACCUCAAGAGAGGGCGCCUUUUUGUUGUGGUUCUGUCUUCAGACUUGAGCGAAGUCUACACAUUUUUUACACGAGUUUCUAGAGUUGUUGUUUUUCCCUGCAAAGUUUUACGUCAAAGAUCGCCUUUUCUAUUGGCCUUUCUAGCCAAGGAAUCAUACACAGUUGUUGAAUAUUACAACUACAUUUGACUACACUACCUACUGCUGUCACCAAAUAAAAUAGAAGCACAACAGUGGAGUACAGUUUCAUGUGCAGUUUUAUUGCAGCAACGUGUUAGACUAUUUCUGAUUUCAUCACAUCUUCAACAACUUCGUGUACCCCAAUAUGUGGAUCUUGCACCAUGGCUGAUGUCAACAAAUUGAAGUUAACCAGACGAAACACCAAGGGUCAAUUGACAAGAACAUUGACAACGAUAAACGACCUGGUGAAAGAAGAGGUUAUUGACCUGGAACUGGUGAAGAAAUUCAUAACCAAGGCUGAACGGCAGUUUGAGAAGUUGGAAGAGAAACACUCUGAGUUAAUGGAGGUCAUCGAAGAGCAGAUGGAGUUUGAAGAUGGGGAGAAAUGGAUGGGAGACUGCGAAUCACAGUUUGUCCAGAUUAUACUUCAUGCGAGACAGGUUGUCAACGACCAAUCGCAAUCAUCCGUGACGGACAAGCCCUGUCCUCCUUUGCCUACGACUUCCCAGCCAAGCCCAACAUGUACAGCUCCUACACAGCCUGUGAGCACAGGAACUGUACAGGCCACAUCCAGUAACCCAACACAUACGGUUCCCACAAAGCCUGUGAGCACAGGAACUGUACAAGCCGCAUCCAGUGACCCAACACAUACGGUUCCAACAAAGCCUGUGAGCACAGGAACUGUGUCAGCCGCAUCCAGUGCAGCCUUGCCAACACCACCUGCUACAUCUCAUCCUACGUCAUCAGCUCCAAAGAUGGCAAGGAUGAAAUUCCCUACCUUCAGCGGUAACAUCAGAGACUACAAGCGAUUCAAAGAGCUAUUCAUCCACUGCUCAGCAGGUCUAACUGAGAUCGAAUGUUUCUACCAACUUACAGAAUCAAUGGUCAAUGCCAAGGAACGCAAUCGUGUCAAGGGUUGCAUCAACGUCACGAGAGCGUGGCAAGUACUCGAUGAGUAUUACGGUGAUUCAGACAAAAUCGUGGACAGUCUUCUCAGAGAUCUGGAUAACUUGAAGACAUACGAGAUUAAGGGGAGAGUCAACCUCCCCGCCAUGAGUCGCUUUGUUCAGACCCUGCAGAUAUUCGAGACCCACGCAGAAGCCAUCGGCCUGUCCGGAGAACUAAACAGUAAGAUCAUGCUAAGUCAAAUAAAGCAGAAGUUACCGGAGGAACACCGGAUCGCCUACGAGCCUUGUGGUGAUGCUCCAGUCAUUCUACCAGAUCAGCUACGACAAUAUGAGCAUUUGAGUCAGGUCCACAUUCAUGUUGCUCCAUCGCAGACUAUCGAUUUACUCCUGGGUGUUGAUAACACACAUCUGAUGAUCUGGGAGGACUACAUCUGUGGUGAGAAAUUUGAUGAACCUGUAGCAGUCAGAUGCCCUUUAGGUUGGUUCAUCCAGGGAGGACGAUCUACAAGUUCGGCUACAUUGGUCAACUAUGUUAACGUGUCAGCCAUCGGCCCAUUAGAGGAGUUCCUCGGCCUAGAGGCGGUGGGAUUGGACCUAAGAGAUGUAGAUGUUCUGCCGAUCUCAUUGACAAGAACGCAACUGAUGACAUGCAGCGGAGUGUCACUCAACUGCCCGACGGGUCCUAUGAAAUUCGACUGCCAUGGAAGAGAUCACCAGAUGACCUGCCUGACAACUACGACUAUGCUGUCAAGAGGUUGA